AUGCCAAACAUACGGAGCAUCUCUAUCGUCGGCGUCCACGCGGAAGGCGAAGUAGGCGACGUCAUCAUCGGCGGUGUCCUCGAUCCCGUCCACUGCAAGACAAUGUACGAGAAGCUGUGCUACUUCCGCGACCAGGCCGACUCCACUCGCCUCAUGCUCAUGCAGGAGCCCCGAGGCCGAUCCGCACAGUGUAUGAACCUCAUUCUCGCACCCUGCAAUCCAAAGGCGGAUGCGGCAUUUCUCACUCUAGAGAGCGACGAGUAUCCACCUAUGUCUGGGGCGAACACAAUCUGCACUGCGACUGUGCUGUUGGAAACUGGCAUGUUGGAAAUGAAGGAGCCUGUCACGGAGCUGACGCUAGAAGUCCCUGCGGUGUUGAUUGGGAUCACGGCGGAGUGCGAGAAUGGCAAGGUCAAGAACGUGGCGUUUGACAACGUUCCCGCCUUUGUCUACGCAUUGGAUCACAAAGUCAAUGUUACUGGGUUAGGUGUUGUGACUGUGGAUAUCGCGUGGGGAGGCAUGCACUACGUUCUGGUAGACGCGGCUUCUGUUGGUUUGGCAAUUGAGCAUCGGCAUGGGCCGGAUUUAGUCCGUAUCGGAGAACUGAUCAAGAGCGCGGUGGCAAAUUCGAUCAAGCCUGUACAUCCGGAGAACUCUGACAUCCGUGGCGUAACCGUUCUUCAGUGGACGGAAGCUUUGAAGACCGAAGCGACGGGGGUCAAAACUGCGAGAAACACGGUUGUUGUAUCACCUGGACGAUUCGACAGGAGUCCAUGUGGCACUGGUACAUCCGCUCGAAUGGCUGUUUCGCAUGCUAGAGGGGAAUUGAAGGAGGGAGAAACGUUUAAGCAUAGGAGUAUUAUUGGGACGGAAUUUGUAUGUGAGGUUCGAGGGACGACCAAAGUUGGCAAGUAUGAUGCUGUUCUGCCCAGGGUCAGAGGCAGAGCAUGGAUUACCGGCCACAGGACGUCGGUGUUGGACUCGACAGAUCCGUUCCCACAUGGGUUCAGGGUGGGGGACCAGUGGCUAGUGAAUGAUACAGAGAUUCGGGAGAAAAUCUAG
Molecule: messenger RNA, 1062 nt
Organism: Didymosphaeria variabile
Lineage: Eukaryota; Fungi; Ascomycota; Dothideomycetes; Pleosporales; Didymosphaeriaceae
Exons: 1
Coding region: 1-1062 (353 amino acids)
Molecular function (GO): 4-hydroxyproline epimerase activity
Source: RefSeq, a predicted model, not a curated record